Messenger RNA from Stegostoma tigrinum, 4623 nucleotides. RefSeq names its product venom phosphodiesterase 1-like. Gene Ontology annotation, molecular function: metal ion binding; nucleic acid binding; nucleoside triphosphate diphosphatase activity. Bases 295 to 2931 code for a protein of 878 amino acids. The transcript is spliced from 27 exons. The record is from RefSeq and is a predicted model, not a curated record. Gene Ontology annotation, biological process: nucleoside triphosphate catabolic process. NCBI's taxonomy places the organism in Eukaryota, Metazoa, Chordata, Chondrichthyes, Orectolobiformes, Stegostomatidae.
AAGCAUGCAGCAAGAAGAAUACAGUAACCACAGAUACUAGACAUCCCCAAGAAUUGGAGAUCCAAGGACCUAGAAAGAAUGAAGGAUUUUGGAAAGACAAUUACCUCGACCUUUGUACCACAUUAAGAGAUAUGAGUCUACAGGUUUGCCAAAUCAAUAGAAGACAUAUUAACAGGAAGACUCAGAGUGAAUGUAUGCAUGACCAAGAACUGUGUAGCAACUGCUUUUCACCAAGCUUUGAGAACUUGCAUGUCUAAAUGAGGAUCAAAAAUUAGUUCCUCGCAGGAUCAAAUAAUGGAUUUUCAAGAAGAGACUGUACAGAAGGAAAGUAAAGAAUUAAAAAUAUACAAAAUACUAUGUGGGGUGCUGAUUGUUUGUUUAGUUGUUGUAUCACUUGGACUUGGACUUGGACUUGGUCUUCGCCAAAACCCUCAGCAGCCUCCUGCUGCAAAAACAAUGAGCUGCAAAAACCGAUGCUUUACACCUUUUGAUGAGGAAAGUAUAGACUGCCGUUGUGAUAAACUCUGUACUGAAGCUGGAAGUUGUUGUUUGGAUUUUGAAGAGAUCUGUCUUCAGCCAGCUGAGCUCUGGACGUGCACCAAGUUUCGCUGUGGUGAGAUUCGCUUACCUUCUAGCCGCUGUUCAUGUUCUGAUGAUUGUUUGGAAAAUGGUGAUUGUUGCACUGAUUACAAGACUGUUUGUAAUGCGGAAACACCUUGGGUGGAAGAUAAGUGUGAAGAAAUUAAUGCCCCUCAAUGUCCAUCAGGGUUUUCUCAACCACCAUUGAUACUGGUUUCAUUAGAUGGUUUCAGAGCCGAGUAUUUAAAGACCUGGUAUGGUUUGAUGCCCGUUAUUGACAAACUCAAGACCUGUGGAACACAUUCUCUGUACAUGAGAGCCAUGUACCCCACCAAAACAUUUCCAAAUCACUACACUAUUGUCACGGGACUCUACUUGGAAACGCAUGGUAUUGUUGACAACAACAUGUAUGAUGUUAAUUUAGAUUCAUCCUUCUCUCUGUCUGGUGAUGAGAAAAACAAUCCAGCGUGGUGGGGUGGACAGCCAUUAUGGCUGACAGCUAUGUACCAAGGCCUAAAAGCAGGCACUUUCUUCUGGCCUGGAUCUGAUGUGAAAAUAAAUGGAACGUACCCAAAUAAAUAUAUGAAAUUCAAUAAAUCAAUUCCAUUUGAAGAAAGGGUAUUUACUGUCUUGAAAUGGCUCAGCCUACCUGAGUCAGAGAGGCCAAACUUUUAUACCUUAUAUUUUGAAGAACCAGAUGGUGCUGGACAUUCAUUUGGACCUGUUAGUAGUGGAGUGAUCGAAGCAUUACAAUCAGUUGAUCAGAUAAUAGGAAUGCUGAUGGAUGGACUCAAACAGAAAAACCUGCACAAAUGUGUUAACCUCAUUAUUGUGGCUGAUCAUGGAAUGGAAAAGACCUACUGUGACCAAAUUGAAUAUAUGACGAAAUAUUUUGAAAAUGUGGAUAAUUUAUAUGUGUACAGUGGUCCAGCUGCUCGCAUUCGACCAAGAAAUGUUCCCAAGGACUAUUUGACAUUUGAUUCAGAAGGAGUUGUUAAAAAUCUUUCUUGUCGGUACCCUAACCAACAUUUCAUACCUUAUAUGGCCUAUGACUUGCCAAAACGUUUCCACUUUGCCAACAACAUUAGAAUAGACAAGGAAGUCCAUCUGUACUUGGACAAACAGUGGCUGGCAGGACGAGAUCCAAAGACAUUCAAUUUCUGUGGUGGUGGAAAUCAUGGCUAUGAUAAUGAAUACAAAAGCAUGCAAGCUAUCUUCAUAGGUAAUGGGCCAGGCUUCAAAUAUAAGACUGAGGUUGAUCCAUUUGAUAAUAUUGAACUCUACAACCUAAUGUGUGAUUUGUUGCAGAUUACACCUUCAUCAAAUAAUGGAUCUCAUGGCAGUCUAAAUCAUCUGCUGAAGAAUCCCUCUUAUAAACCUACUCUUCCCACCGAGGUAUCAGUUUCAUCUGUCUGUUCACUCUCCACACUGCUUCCAAAUGAUGAUCUGGGAUGUUCAUGUCGUGUGUUGAAUCUGAAUAUUGAGGAAUUGAAUAAAAGAAUCAAUCUUACUGUUGCAGAAGUUAAAAAAGUGGAAGCCAUGACUAUGCCUUACGGAAGGCCCAGAGUUUUACAGAAGAACAGCACAUAUUGCAUCUUGCCUCAGGCAUCUUACAUGACUGGAUAUAGUGCUGACAUUUUAAUGCCAUUAUGGAGUGCGUAUAGUAUUUCGAAAUUGACAGAACUUACUCCGUUGUCGCCAAAUAUUUCAGACUGUCUGCGUGCUGAUCCUCGAAUCUUGGCAAAACACAGCCAAAAGUGUUCAAAUUAUAAACCAGGGUUAGACAUCACCUAUGAUUUUCUUUAUACUCCAAAUCUGAAUAAAACAGAUGUGGAACAAUAUGAUGCAUUAAUUACUAGCAAUAUUGUGCCUAUGUAUCCAGCUUUCCAAAAGAUCUGGCAUUACCUACACAACACUAUGCUGCCAAGGGAUGCUGCAAAGAGCAAUGGUAUCAAUGUAUUGAGUGGGCCAGUAUUUGAUUAUAAUUAUGAUGGACAUUUUGAUACGCUUGAGCAAAUUAAGAAGCAUGUCAAUGGCACAGCAAUCCCCAUCCCAACUCACUACUACAUUGUCCUUACCAACUGCAAGGACACCACUAAGAUUCCCCAGCAGUGUAAAGAUUCACUACAUGCAAGGUCCUUCAUUCUACCACACAGGCAAGAUAACAGUGAGAGCUGCCCAUAUAAUAAAAAAGAAUCCCAAUGGAUUGAAGAGCGAAUCUGGGAUCAUACAGCACGAGUGAGGGAUGUGGAGCUGAUCACAGGACUUGAUUUUUAUCAGGACAGAAAGCAGCCAGUCAAUGAGAUCUUACAGCUAAAAACAUUUCUACCUGCGUUUAUUCCUAACAUAUAGCUAUUAUUCUAAACAAAAAUAUUGUUUGCUUGGAACCUUUAUAGAUUCCUCCUUUGCAAAUCUUCAAAACUGAUUUUAUAUAAUGCUGAAUUGAUUUUUUGAUGUGUGUGGAUUUAGAAUCGCAGCAUGCAAAACAGAACCCCUGUUUUUUGGAAGGUGUUAAAAUGGUCCCCCUCACCUGUUUGCAAUGACUUAUAUCUGAAUGAAAUAUGGAUCAGUCAACAUGCAGAUGCCCUAAACAACAGCUUGAAACACAUUGAGUUCUUAUGAAUUAAGAAAUUAUUGGAAGACAAUGAUGCAAAGAUAUGUGUUGAAAUUUUAUCUUGCUAAAACGUAGGGCCAGGAGGAAGAGUUUACACAGGUUCCAUAGUAUGAUUGCUAAUCUUUAUUAGCCCACAUUUGUCCUACCCUUUCCCAUUUUCUUAUAGAAACAUAGAAGAUAGGAGCAAGAGGAGGCCAUUCGGUCCUUCAAGCCUGUUCUGCCAUUCUUCACAACCAUGGGUGAAUGUCCAACUCAAUAGCUUAAUCCUGCUGUCCCCCCAUAACCUUUGAUCCCAUUCAGCACAAGUGCUAAAUCUAGCCACCCCUUGACUACAUUAAGUGUUUUGGCAUGAACUACUUCCUGUGGUAAUGAAUUCCACAGGCUCACCACUUUUUUUCUUCCACCCUAGGAUCUAUUUGAGGACUGCCAUUAGUUCCGGUAUUUAACUGAAAUCCCAAAGGUUCAACGUUAUCCAGGACAAAGUAGUCCAUUUGAUCAGCACUCCAUCUGUAAACUUAAAUAUCCACUUCCUCCUUUCGCAUGUAGCGACUGUCAAGUAUACUUGUUCAGGAAAUAUCUUACAGUAACUCAGAAAGUUCCUUUCGCAAUCUCUCUCAAACUAACAGAUUCCAGGACCUAAAAAUGUAAGAUUGUGGCAUUAUAAUUCUUUCCACCUCUCACAAUUACAAACAAAAAACAAAACAGAUUUAUUAAGAUGUUCUCUUCUUGUACUCUGGUAUUGGAGAUAUUCCAGCUUGAUGAUGGAGCAGUACAUGAAACCAAUCAAGGUUCAACCAGGAUUGUGAAGGAAAAUUCUCCAUUGGCCUAUUGGACACAAUUUCAACAACAUUCCAGAACCUCAAAGAAAUAAAGCAGUCUACAUAAAUGGCAAACCAGUGCCCACUUAACUACCCAUUUCCUCCGUGAGUUUUAUGUUUGUGAUUGUCAUGUAUUUAUGUACUAUCUACAAGGUGAAAUGUAACAUUUCUGAGGGAUUUUCAGAUGCGCAUCCCAAACUCACCACCACAAUGACUUAGAAGGGAACACUAUGAUCUCCAAGAGACACAACGUUUUGACUUAUUCCUUCAUUGUCCCUUGGUCAAGAUUUGGGAACUCCCUAAACAACAAGAUUUGCCUUCAGCAGUUCAAGAAGACAGUUCGCCACUACCUUCUCAAGAAGAACUAGGGAUGCUCAAUGCUGGCAAUUCCACAAACAUCCAUAUUUGAAGAAUUAAUUUAAAAUAAGGAUUAAAAAUUAUACCCAGGUUUGAAAUCACAUCAGCAACCAAUCUACAAUGUUUCCAGAUUCCUGCUACAUCAUUGUUGUUUGAAUUCUGCUUCUUCUCCACAGAUAUAUUUAAGAAAUAGAAUUCUGUAAAUUGCUCUUGAAAAUAAAAACCAUCAAAAAAUAAUACAUAAAAUAUUUAUAA